UCCUCGCAGACGGUCCUCCAAUUGUAUUUAGCUUCAAAAUGAGCAUUCUAACACGUUUAAAGUUUGAACAAGUUACGUUCGGUGUGCCGAAAUUUGGUUAUUCCCGUUCGUGUACUGGUGUUUCUUCCCAGGAAACCGAAACGGUAUGAUUCCGUUGCUCGUUUUCUUUUUUGCAGCGAUAACUUCGGGUGGAACUGUGAAAUGGGAUGCUCCAUCGCCCUAUGAUCCUGUGUGGUUGGCCAGUGUUCAAAAGUUCCCGCCAGCCCCUAUACUGAACGACACUAGACUAUGGGGCUGGGUGUACCAGCAAGAUGUGGAAUUCAGACUUUUUACUAGGAGAAAUCCCUUUGAAUAUCAAGUUCUCAAAAUAAAUGACUCAGCGUCGCUACGAGAAUCGAAUUUCGAUUUCAACAAAAAGGUGAAAGUGCUUACCCAUGGAUGGUUAAACCACGGAGACAGCCCUAUGCCUGAGUCCAUUAAAGAAGCAUAUCUAAACGUAAGCGACUUAAACAUAAUCGUAGUAGACUGGGGUAAUGCUGCAAACGUAAACUAUAUUCUAGCCAGUUAUAAUGUCGCGGGUGUGGGUAAAAUUCUGACGGACUUUCUUAAUCACCUCAUCGGAGAAGGAGUAUCAAUGAACGAUGUGCACCUUAUUGGACACAGCUUAGGUGCCCAUGUGGUAGGAAUAGCCGGGGCUUAUGUGAAGAAAGGGCCCAUUGAUACUAUCACUGGUCUGGACCCUGCAUUACCCCUAUUCACUUUGGGGAAUAAAGAUGCUCGUCUCGACAAGCAUGACGCGCGACACGUGGAAGUGAUCCACACUUGCGGCGGUUACCUCGGCUUCGCCUCACCCCUGGGACAUAUUGACUUCUAUCCUAAUGGAGGGACCAGGCAGCCGGGAUGCGGCUUCGAUUACAGAGGUCUUUGUGCACACAACCGCGCUCACAUGUUCUUCUCGGAGUCCAUUAUAUCGGACGUGCCUUUCACAGCAGUAAGAUGUGAGAAUUAUGACGAGCUGUACUACCAGGGUUCGUGUAAGGGAACCGGUGAAAAACUUAUCAUGGGUGGCUUUGAUAUACAUUACGGGAAGGAUGGGAUUUACUACCUCAGGACAAAUGCUGAGAAACCUUACGCCUUAGGGGACUUGGACCCGACAUGAAUUACAUUUAAAUAUUAACACUCGGCGUCACCAACUUCGCUUGUAAAUUAAACUUUCAAAGAAAUUAUUACGGUUUGCAUUGUGUGGAUCUGAGUACGGACCGAGUUUCCGUUGAAAUUUAAUCAUCGGUUUUACUUUAAAUUAUAAUUGUGGGAUGUUUCGGAUUUCGUGAACAUGCUUUCGUUAAGUAGAAUCAGGGUUGUUGUUAAUUUGGGUUGUCAGUUGCAUUUAUUCAAUUAAUAUUUUGUAAUCAUUUGAUACGUUAAUUAUGUAUUUCGUUUAAAAUUAGAUUAUUUCAGUCUGUUCCGUCCUAUCAUAAUUAUACCUAUAACUAGUCCUUUUACUUAAAUAUAUAAAAUAAAUGU
Messenger RNA from Bombyx mandarina (wild silkworm), 1524 nucleotides. Its product is annotated as pancreatic lipase-related protein 2. Gene Ontology annotation, molecular function: serine hydrolase activity; triacylglycerol lipase activity. The record is from RefSeq and is a predicted model, not a curated record. Gene Ontology annotation, biological process: lipid catabolic process. NCBI's taxonomy places the organism in Eukaryota, Metazoa, Arthropoda, Insecta, Lepidoptera, Bombycidae.